GCGGCCGUGUGCGCAGGCGUGCUCCGGCUUGUCUUCUGCGCAGGGGGGUGGCGUCCUGAGCCGGUGGCGGAGCGGGGUUGUUUUUUUUGUCGUUGUUUGUAAAUAAAAGUUUGUUUUUUUUUGUCGGAAGAUUCGGCAUUUGGCCGGAGCAGCUGCAGUGUUAACGGGCGUGUCGUGAGCGGGGCUCGAACCCGGGUCCUGCUCGGUAACCCGCGCCUGCGCUCCAGUCUCCCCGCAGACAUGCCGAAGCGCGGCUGCCCGUGGCCCGACAGCGCCCCCUUGCAACUGAAGACACGCGUGACGCAGAAGGAGGUGAACGAGGGCGUGGCCAGAGACACGAACAUGACGGCUGUGUACGAGCGCACAAAGUCUCUCCUGUUCUCUGGCGCUCGCUCACUCAAGUGUACUAAACUCUCUUUGAGCCCCGAAUCCUGCAAUGUGGGGGACCCCCCAGCCGGGCCCCUGCAGGGGUCAGCCAGGGGUCAGAUGAAGCUGGGGCCAGAGGGGAAGCUGCUGAAGAGCCCCCCCGAAAAAACAGAGACCCCCUUCUCCCCCCCGGGCUGUGCCCUGUGCACGCGCGCUGGCUCUAGCGCCCCCUGUGUCCGCUGUGAGAAGGCAGCCUGCAGGAGCUGUUGGCGUCGCUGCAGCCUGUGUCAGAGAGAUCACUGCUUCCUGUGCUGCGCGCCCAACUACGAUGAGAGAGACGAGCGCUUGAUUUGUGUCGACUGUCCUGCGCUGUGAGGGGGGGGGGGGGGGGGGGUGUUUUUGUAACUCUUGCAUCGAUGCG
This is a messenger RNA of Polyodon spathula (Mississippi paddlefish), 787 nucleotides long. RefSeq names its product apoptosis regulatory protein Siva-like. The transcript is spliced from 5 exons. The record is from RefSeq and is a predicted model, not a curated record. The coding region runs from base 241 to 741 and encodes 166 amino acids. NCBI's taxonomy places the organism in Eukaryota, Metazoa, Chordata, Actinopteri, Acipenseriformes, Polyodontidae. Gene Ontology annotation, biological process: extrinsic apoptotic signaling pathway. Gene Ontology annotation, molecular function: CD27 receptor binding.